This is a messenger RNA of Theobroma umbraticum, 1196 nucleotides long. Lineage: Eukaryota; Viridiplantae; Streptophyta; Magnoliopsida; Malvales; Malvaceae. The record is from RefSeq and is a predicted model, not a curated record.
UAAUAACAUUUAAUUCUCCGCGAAAUAAAAUUGCUUUGCCACUUAGAAAUUCAAAACACGAUAUGUCAAACGAUUCGCAAACUCAGUCUCUGGUUUUCGGCUUACCUUGGCCGGAGUUCAACGACGGCUUGUUCUACGACGAUGUCAUCAAACCGUCGGAUUCCGAGCUCACUUUGAUUGAGUUUUACUCAAGCAAGUACAAAAAUUCAGCUCCUUUACAAGGUUGGUUGCAGCGAAUUCAAAAUGGACAGAUAUCAGUUGAUGGAAGAGUCGUUAGAGAUCCAAACACAAUUCUGAGAGGUAAUUCAGAGUUAGUUUACCAUAGGCUUCCUUGGAAAGAACCCGACGCGCCUUGCGCGCUUGAAGUUUUGUACGAGGACGAUGAUAUGAUUGCUUUAAACAAGCCUUCCGGUCUUCAAGUUUUGCCUGGUGGUCUCUUCCAGCAACGGACUGUUUUGACACAGCUUUCUUGGCGUGUGAGGAAGCAGAACUCUUCCCUAGCAAGUCAAGAAUCACAUCCAGUUCCUGUACAUCGUCUAGGAAGGGGUACAUCAGGAAUAUUACUUUGUGCAAAGACAAAAGCUGCUAAAACUCGCCUCGCAGCAUAUUUUGCUGAUGGAACAUCUCUCAUCGGAGCUAACAGGAAAAUGCAACUUAGUGGUACCAGGAAAAUUUCAAAGAUGUACCGGGCACUUGUGACGGGGAUACUUGGUGAGAACAAGUUUGUUAUCAAUCAGCCUAUUGGAAUUGUGCAAUAUCCUGGGGUGGCCAAAGGACUAUACGUUGCUUCACCCUCAGGGAAACCUGCUUUGAGCAAAGUUGAAGUUCUUGAGAAAGAUGAGCAACAAAACCACACAUUGGUCCAGGUUGAGAUUGAAUCUGGAAGGCCUCACCAAAUACGAAUUCAUCUUUCUUUCAUAGGGCAUCCUUGUGAUCCACUUUAUAUUGCUGGUGGCCAGCCGAGGUGCUUUGACUCCGAGUUUGUAGAUGAAAAUUAUGCACAAGAUGGAGGGUACGAGAGGCCGGUGAACCCUGUGCCUGGAGACUGUGGCUACUACUUGCGACAUCAACUUCUUCUCUCACACCCAACCACAAAUGAGAUAAUUAACAUAACUGCACCACUUCCACCUGUCCUUCAAACACAAGAUGAGGUCAGAAGGUCAAGGGAAUCCCAAUCCAUAUAGAAUACCCAGUUU